Messenger RNA from Tribolium madens (black flour beetle), 5866 nucleotides. It is a transcript of the gene Spt6, whose product is annotated as transcription elongation factor SPT6. Gene Ontology annotation, biological process: mRNA transcription by RNA polymerase II; transcription elongation-coupled chromatin remodeling; nucleosome organization. The transcript is spliced from 13 exons. The record is from RefSeq and is a predicted model, not a curated record. Lineage: Eukaryota; Metazoa; Arthropoda; Insecta; Coleoptera; Tenebrionidae. Bases 138 to 5558 code for a protein of 1806 amino acids. Gene Ontology annotation, cellular component: transcription elongation factor complex. Gene Ontology annotation, molecular function: histone binding; nucleosome binding; DNA binding.
UUCCCCAAAUCGUGAACCACCAUAACAGUGUCUAAAAGUUUAAUCCAGUUUUGUAUAUAAAAACGCCUCUCAAAUUUAAAUAAGCUCUUUAUAUUUAUAUCCAAACCUAAUUUAUUUAAUUUUAAACCGCUGUAAACAUGUCUGACUUUGUAGAAUCGGAAGCUGAGGAAAGUGAGGAGGAAUUAGAGCCCCAUGAGCGAAAAAAGCUUAAGAAAGUCAAGGCUGUGGAUAGCUCGGACGAGGAGGAGGAAGAUGAUGACGAACGCCUCAGAGAAGAACUAAAGGACUUGAUUGAUGAUAAUCCAAUUGAAGAAAGUGAAGGUGAAGACUCAGAUGCAUCUGGGGGUGAAAAACGGAAGAAAUCGGAUGAUGAGCUCGACGAUAGGCUUGAAGAUGAAGAUUAUGAUCUGAUUGAAGAAAAUUUAGGCGUCAAAGUUGAAAGAAGGAAAUUUAAACGAUUGAGACGUAUUCAAGAUGAGGAGAGCGAUGGGGAGGAGCAAGGGGACGAGAGCCAGGACAGGGAUGCUAUUGCUAUGGACUUAUUCUCUGAUGAUGAGCGAGAGGAGCAAGUACAACGCAAGGACGAUGAGAGGAGGUCUGAGAGAAGCCAUAGACCUACUGUUGAACCAGAACAGUUCAAUGAAGAGGAGGAAGAAGGCGAUUAUUCAGACGCUGAUGACUUUAUUGUGGACGAUGAUGGACGCCCCAUUGCCGAGAAGAAGAGAAAAAGGAAACCGAUUUUCACAGACGCAGCCUUGCAAGAAGCCCAAGAGACUUUCGGCGUCGAUUUCGACUUCGAUGAAUUCGCUAAAUACGAACAGGAUGAGUAUGAAGAAGAGGAAGAUGAAGAAGAUGAAUACGAGGAAGACGAAGAAGGUGAACGUCGUCGGCGUCCGAAGAAAACUGCACGUAAAAAGCCCACCAAAAAAUCAAUUUUCGAAGUAUAUGAACCAAGUGAACUCAAACGAGGCUUCUUCACCGACCUUGAUAAUGAAAUCAGGAACACCGAUAUCCCUGAGCGCAUGCAACUCAGGGAAGUCCCCAUCACUUCAGUGCCUGAAGACUCAACUGAAUUGGACGUCGAGGCUGAGUGGAUUUACAAACAGGCCUUUUGCAAAUCAACUGUAUCAAAUAUGGACGCUAAUCUGACAAUGGAAGCUCGCGAAAGACAGAAGAAAGGGCCACAAACUAUUGGCAAAAUCCGAAAAGCGCUUGAUUUUAUGAGAAAUCAACAACUGGAAGUCCCAUUUAUUGCAUUCUACCGUAAAGAAUACGUCCAACCGGAAUUGAAUAUUAACGAUUUGUGGAAAGUCUACAAAUAUGAUGCCAAGUGGUGCCAACUUAAAAGUCGCAAAGAAAAUCUUCUAGCCCUAUUUGAAAAAAUGCGGUCAUACCAACUAGAUCAAAUUAUGAGAGAUCCUGAUGCACCGAUUCCGGAAAACGUCCGGUUAAUAAGAGAUUCGGAUAUUGAGCGACUUAAUAGCGUUCAAACGGCCGAAGAACUGCAAGACGUCCACAACCAUUUCGUUCUCUAUUACGCCUCGGAUUUACCAGCGAUGCACGCGGCUUGGCGAGCGAAAGAAAAAGAACGCAAGAAACAAGAAAAACGAGCGGCUCGUCUUAAACUAAUUGCCGAGAGUGAAGACGGGGCGGACAUCCCUGAAGAAAUGGAAGAAGAUCAAGAAGAAGAGCCCGAACCAGAAACAUUAAAAUACGCAAACCGAUCCGGUUCAUAUGCUUUGUGUACCAAAGCCGGCUUAGACACUCUUGCGAAGAAAUUUGGUUUAACUCCUGAACAUUUUGCGGAGAAUUUGAGAGACAAUUACCAAAGACACGAAGUGGAGCAAGAGCCUGUCGAGCCACAUGAAGUUGCUAAACAAUUUGUAUGCACGCAAUUUCCGUCAGUUGAUGAGGUCCUGCAAGCCGCGAAGUACAUGGUGGCCCUGCAAAUCGCACGCGAGCCCCUCGUCCGUAAAUGUGUUCGCGAAGUGUUUUUCGAAAGGGCUAAAAUGACAGUCAGGCCUACGAAAAAAGGGAUGAAAGUCAUCGACGAGACGCAUAAUUGCUACAGUAUGAAAUACAUCAAGGAUAAACCAGUGAGAGACCUGACUGGUGAUCAAUUCCUUAAACUCACUCUGGCUGAAGAAGAAAAUCUUUUAACUAUUACGAUUAAUGAGAAUUUCGAAGGGAAUACCUCUGGAUCGUAUAUUGAUGAAGUAAAACAGUUGUACAUUAGGGACGAGUUUAGUAAAAAUGUACAAGAUUGGAACGCGUUAAGGAUGGGGUGUGUCGAGAGGGCUUUAACUCGAUGCGUUUUACCCGAUUUGAGGGCCGAAUUGAAAAGGACUCUCUUAGCUGAGGCCAAGGAAUCGGUGCUUAAGGCCUGUUGUAGAAAAUUGUAUAACUGGAUUAAGAUUGCCCCCUACUCUGUAAGUUUCCCCGACGAAGACGAGGACGAAUGGGACACUUCUAAGGGCAUCCGCGUCAUGGGUCUUGCCUACGUCCCGGACUACUCCCAGUCCGCUUUUGCUUGCAUAGCCGCCCCCGACGGCGAAAUUACCGAUUACCUCCGCCUUCCCCACGUUCUAAAACGCAAAAACAGCUUCAAAUCCGACGAGAAAAUGAUGAAAGAGUCAGAUUUGGUUGCUUUACGAAACUUCAUAAAUACGAAAAAACCACACGUCAUAGCCAUCGGCGGCGAAUCACGGGAGGCGCUAAUGAUCGCCGAUGACCUUAAAGCCAUCAUCACCGAUCUCGUUGAAAACGAACAAUUCCCCCAAAUCAAAGUUGAAAUUAUUGACAAUGAAUUAGCCAAAGUUUACGCCAUUUCCAACAAAGGAGUGUCAGAUUUUAGGGAUUAUCCCGAACUGUUACGACAAGCUGUCUCUCUAGCACGAAAAAUGCAAGAUCCCUUGAUUGAAUACUCACAAUUGUGUAACGGUGAUGAGGAGAUUUUGAGUUUGAGGUUUCACCCGUUACAAGAACAAAUCGCUAAAGAGGAGCUUCUCGAAGCCGUCUGUCUUGAAUUUGUUAACCGAACGAAUGAAGUUGGUGUUGAUGUUAAUUUGGCCGUACAGCAGGCUCACAAGUCGAAUUUGGUGCAAUUUAUUUGCGGUUUGGGGCCUCGCAAAGGUCAAGCAUUGCUACGGUUGUUGAAACAGACCAAUCAGAGACUUGAAAAUCGUACACAAUUAGUCACAGCGUGUCACAUGGGGCCCAAAGUCUUUAUCAAUUGUUCCGGUUUUAUUAAAAUCGAUACAAACAGUCUUGGGGAUAGUACAGAGGCAUACGUUGAGAUUCUGGAUGGUUCACGAGUCCAUCCGGAAACGUAUGAGUGGGCGAGGAAGAUGGCUGUGGACGCGUUGGAGUAUGACGAUGACGAGGGGGCGAAUCCGGCUGGAGCUUUGGAGGAGAUUUUGGAGGCGCCGGAGAGGCUUAAAGACUUGGAUCUUGACGCCUUUGCUGAAGAAUUGGAGAGACAAGGAUUCGGCAAUAAGAGCAUAACUUUGUAUGAUAUUAGAGCAGAAUUGAACUGCAGAUAUAAGGAUCUGAGGACACCCUUCCGGUCGGCUAACCCCGAGGAAUUAUUCGAUAUGUUAACAAAAGAAACUCCUGAAACUUUUUAUAUCGGCAAAAUGGUCACGGCAAGUGUUGUUGGUAUUGCGAGACGAAAACCACAAGGGGAACAACUCGACCACGCAAAUCCGGUUCGUAACGAUGAAACUCGCCUCUGGCAGUGUCCUUUUUGUUUGAAAAACGAUUUUCCCGAGUUGUCCGAUGUCUGGAAUCAUUUUGAUGCUGGGGCUUGUCCUGGACAAGCCACUGGUGUUAAACUAAAAUUGGAUAAUGGAAUUUCGGGUUACAUUUAUAUAAAAAAUAUAAGUGAUAAAAAUGUGGCAAAUCCGGAAGAACGUGUGAGCAUUGGUCAGUUGAUUCAUUGCCGAAUUAUGAAAAUUGACGUCGAACGUUUUUCUGUCGAUUGUACGUCCAAAUCUAGUGAUUUGUUGGAUAAAAAUCAUGAAUGGCGUCCCCCACGUGAUCCUUACUAUGACACUGAACAAGAAGAGAAAGAUACACGGACCGAAAAUGAAUUAAAGAAAAAUAAACAGAGACAGACUUAUAUUAAGAGAGUCAUUGUUCAUCCCGCUUUUCAUAAUAUUUCGUACGUUGAAGCGGAAAAAUGUAUGGCCAAUAUGGACCAAGGCGAGGUUAUAAUACGACCAUCAAGUAAAGGAGCCGACCAUUUAACAAUCACUUGGAAAGUUGCCGAUAAUAUAUACCAACAUAUUGAUGUGAGAGAAGAAGGAAAAACAAAUGCUUUCUCUUUGGGUAAGACAUUAUGGAUCGGUGGUGAAGAAUUCGAAGAUUUGGAUGAAAUUAUUGCACGACACGUGACUCCAAUGGCGGCACACGCACGCGACUUGCUUUAUUUUAAAUAUUACAGAGACACAAACGGCGGUCAUAAAGACAAAGCCGAGGAAGUUGUUAAAGAAGAAAAGAAGAAAAAUCCGUCAAAAAUUCACUAUGUUGUCAGUGCGUCAAAAAGUUGUCCUGGCAAAUUUCUGUUGUCGUAUCUGCCACGUAACAAAUGCCGACAUGAAUUUAUAUCGGUGACACCCGAAGGUUUCCGAUUCCGAAAACAAUUGUUUGACUCAGUAGCGUCACUCUUUAAGUGGUUUAAGGAACAUUUCCGGGAUCCCAUCCCCGGAGGAAUGACUCCGGGAACGCCACGAGCCAGUGGCCGGACUCCGUACCAGACGGCUGGUACUACACCCAAUUUCAAUGCAAUGAACCCUGAGGCGAUUCAAAGAGUGGCCCAAAAUUUACCAACACAUAUGAUGCAAACUUUGUCAGCUGUAGCCAAUCAGACGCCGCAUUAUCCGCACACACCAGGUGGCGCUUACGGCGCUAGUAAUUACAUCAAUACGCCGUAUACUCCAAGUGGCCAAACCCCGUUUAUGACCCCUUAUCAGACGCCCCAUACGCAACAGACGCCCCGCUAUGGGCAGCAAACCCCAUCACCGCACAUACCCCCAAGUACCGCUCCUCACAUGAACGGUCCAUUUUUACAUCCAGGGGCCGCGACUCCAAGUCAGCGCACACCGUCAUACAGGAAUCCUACUCAAUCUCCUUUAAUCCAAAGCAGUCCGCAUCCGAGCCCCCAUGCGCGGUCGUAUGCUGGUAGUGACCAUGGUCGGGGUUACGGCGAUUCUUCUAGAGGUUUUCCGACUGAAUCGCCACGAGGGUAUAGUAGUAGCAGGGGAUACGAUAGUCACAGAGGGGCUUACUCGACUGAAUCAACUGAUUGGCAAAAAGCAGCAGAGGCUUGGGCUAAUAGAUCGAAAAGUGGUACUCCGAGAAGCGAGUCGAGGAAUACUCCAAGAUCAGGGGGGCAGAGGACACCCAGAUUUGAUGAUAUUCGAAGUGACCUCGAGAGGACUCGGAUGAAGAACGUUGGGAAGAGUCCCAGAUCGUUACGUUCGACUCCAAGGACCAACACCUCCCCUCAUUCCAUGUCAUUAGGUGACGCAACUCCGCUUUAUGAUGAAAGUGUAUAAGACUAUACUUGUACCUAUUUUAAUAUUUGUACAGUUUGCUCAACAUUGAGCCACUCUGAGUUCAUUUUUCAACGUAUUAUUUUAAUAAAAUAGUCAUAUUAUACAAGUUGUGGUUUCUUCUGAGGUAGCUCGCAGUAGGUUUACUACUGACAAGGACGAAUAUUUAUUUAUCCUGUAUUUUUAUACUUGUUUCAAUCAUUUUAUCUGUUCUUUGCUGUAGGGACAAUCAUUUCACAUUGAUGACUAUUUUGUUAUAGCCAGAUUGUAUUUAUUUGCCAUUUAUAAUAAAUACAAAAAUAGCUUCAGAA